GUUCAAGGCACUCGCACAGGGCUGCGGGGCGGGGUCGCCGUUGGCACCCGUUCCUGCCCCCCCCCUCGACGCUGCCAAUGGGAUGGACAACGGCCUCCUGACCGUGUCGGUCAGCCCCCGCGAGCUCCUCGGGACCUACGGCGUGCCGAGGGCCGCCGCUGUCACGGGGUCGGCGCUCUUCGCCGCCAGCACGCUCCGGAGAUCUUUCAGCAGCCCAAGCUUCGGCGGGCCCGCGUCGUCCAGCCCCUCCCGCGCGAGGACCCCCGCCAGCGCCCCCGGCACGCGCCCCGCCCGUCGCGCGCCGGGGGCGCUGUCGCUCGCGGAGCUGAGGGGCAUCGUGCUGACACGGGCGGGCGCGAGCCCGAGCGCGUCCGCAUCGCAGCGAUCCCUGGACCGCACCCUGAAUCCCUACUGGCCGGCCUACGCCGCGGACUUCUCGUCGCCGUGGGACCCCGUCGACGACGUCGAUUGCGUGGCCUCGAGGCAGUCGACGCAGUCCCGGCUGGGGUGGUGCGUCAGCCAGCCUGGCGACAGCAGGGGCUCGACGGCCGAGACCCGGGCGGGCGCGGCGGGCGUCGCCUGCCCCGCCCCGGCGCGCCCCGCGUCGGAGCCCGCGCCGAAGAGGGCGUCGGAGCCAGGCGGGAGCCUGUCGGUCGGCGCGCGGGCCCAGCGCAGCCGCCCGUCGGCCACUUUCGCCGACGGGCCGCCCCCUGGCGUCGCGGAGGACGCCCACGGCGCGCCCGAGCUCCGGGAGGAGGACGACGGCGGCGGCGCCGCGCCAGAGCGCGGCCAGGGCCGCUCCGCGCUCCGCGCUGGGGGUGAAGGCGAGUCGAGCCAGCGCCUCAGGUCGUUCAGGCACAGCACCUCCAGCGCGCCCAGCUACGGCGUGCACCGCGGCAGGUCCAAGAAGUACAACCCCUUCGCACAGAUGAUCCAGGAGCGGCCCCUGGCGGGCCCGUACAACAUGGGGGAACAGAACGUGAUCGGCAAUUUGAUCCAGGCGCGCCUGACGCGGCGAGACGGCGAAAAGCCAGUUCGGGCCAUGCAGCGCCUCGGGCGUCAGGCGCCCACUGUGGUGCCCGCUCAGUGCCUGGGCGGCGCCAGCACCCUGCUGGGCUCCUUCAUCCUGGCGGGGCGGUGCCAGUUGGAGGCGGAGAGCUACUGGUCGGACGGGGAGCUCAGCAACGUGCAGGCGGUCGUCAACGCCACGCACGACAGGCAGCCCUACCACUACCCACGCACGGCGAAAAGCCAGGUGGGUCAGUGGGUCGUGGUGGACGCCCGCGGCAACGAGCUCGCGAGCAACCGCGUGCUCGACAGGGAGACGCCGGGGAUCCUCGAGGUUCUCCGCCGCGGAGGGGACGUGCUGGUUCACUGCAACCAGUCGUUCCGCAGGGGCCCCGUGACGUGCGCGGCCCUUUUCAGGCGCUGCACGGGCCACGACGCGCAGGCUUUCCUGGACUUCCUGGCGACGCGCCGCCGCAUCUGGCGCGGCCACGAGAGCGGGUGCCCGGACCGCAAGAAGAGGCACGACCAGGGGCUCCUGCUGGCCCAGGCCUGGGCCAGGGCGCAGCCGCCGCCGCGGCCCCACUCAGCGGCGCCCGCGCUCAGGUCGCCGACCCGCGGCUCCACUGAGGCCGCCUCGCCGCCGCAGCCGCCGCCACAGAAGGCCGCGCCGCGGCCGCUGCGGUCAGCGCUGCGCGCGUCGGCGAGAAGCCAGGCGCAGGGCAUUCUGAACGUCCACAUGGGCUCCGAUACGGGGCCCGCGGAGUCGUUCAAAAGCGCCACGACGGAGCCGUGCACGCACCUCAACGACAACAAGUGGCUGUACAGGGUCCUUCGGCGCGGCGAAAAGCCAGCGGCGCUGCGCCAACCAAAGGACUUCGGCUGCUUCAGCCACGACGAGUUCCGCGCCCUCCUGCUUCAGUCGGUCGCCUUCGGCAACGACCCCGCGCAGCCGUCGUGCUUCCUGCACGCGACGAUGCGCUUGCCGAAGGCUUGGUCCCUUCGCAACGAGCGGGCCCACUUGUACUCCAACUGGUUGGUCCGUUUCCCGAUGGAGAUGGACGGCGUCACGGUCGUUGACCUGACGAGCUACCGUUCGGCAGGCAAGUACCUCAACGACGCCGCAGGCGACAGCGCGCACAUCCGCCAGUGCCUUCAGGUGGUGCGCGGCUACGCGGCCAAGGACCAGGAGGUCGUUCUUUUGCAGCGCCCCCCGCUCGAGCUCAUCGAGUGGUGGUCCGAGGCGGAGGGCCGCUGGCGGCCCGCCACGGACCUCGUCGACGCAGGGCGCGCGCUGCCAGCGGCGGCGACAAGCCAGCAGCCCCAGGAGCAGCAGGGGCUGGGCGACCAGGGACGCGGGCACGACGACGCCCUGGCCGACGCCUCCUUCGACGAGGUGUUCGCCGCGCAGGAGGCGCUCGUGCGAGCUCUGAAGCGCCGCGCCGCGGAGGCCCUCGGCGCCGACAAGGACACGUCGGAGGCGAAGCGCCGCGAGGUCGAGGAGGCAGCGGGGCUCAUGGAGCGCGCGCAGAGGCUGCUGCAGCAGGCUGCCGAAGCUGUGCUGCCCAGCGCGGGCGCGGAGGAGCUGACCGAGGAAGCGGCGGCCGAGCCUGCCCAGGAGGAACCGACGCGGCGCGAGUACGGCAGGGAGCUGUUCGCCUUCUCGGAGUUCGUCCGCGGCGACCAGCCAGGAGCUCCAGGACCAGCCGAACUUCUGCUCCAGGCUUGCUACGCAGCGAACCAGAACAGGGAUGGCACGCCGCUGGUGCUCUCCCAGUUGCUCCCGCACUUGACGGCGACAAGCCUGAACGAGGAUGAUGCCUACGGCUGGGCGCCCCUGCACAUCCUCGCCCAGAACAAGAACAACGCGAACGACAAGUGCGAGAUGAUGCGGCUGCUGCUGGACGCCCGCGCUGACCCCGACGUCAGGGGCAGGCGCGGCGCGACCCCGCUCUUCAAGGCUGCGGGCACCGCGGCGACAAGCCAGGCGCGCGUCCUCCUGGAGUGCGGGGCGGACGUCAACUUGGCCAGCGAGGACGGGGCCACGCCGCUGGACGCCACCUGGGCCAACAGGGCGUGCAGGGACGUCAUCAGCGAGAAGGGCGGCCAGAAGGGGCAGGGCGUCUCUGGCAAAGGAAGGCCGCUGGGGGCGGCAGCGAAGGCGCGCUGGGACCGCUACAACAGCUGGACGGGCCCCAAGGGGAAGGACGCGGGCAAGGGCGACCGCGGCAAGGGCGGCGACGGCAAGGGGCCCAGGCGCUGA
Molecule: messenger RNA, 3268 nt
Organism: Prorocentrum cordatum
Lineage: Eukaryota; Dinophyceae; Prorocentrales; Prorocentraceae
Source: the annotation of a GenBank genome assembly